AUGUUUUGGGCGCCCUGUUCUUUCGCGUUUUUUGGCUUUCGUCGGGUUUGCGAAUUUACCUGUUCACCUCUUCAUCAAGACGUCAAAACGGACCAGUUCCGCCGAGGCGUGUCUCUCUCCAUCGGUGCGUCGGGAAUACGCAUCUGCGCCGUAUCUGCGGUUCGCCGUUACCUUCAGGUUCGAGGCGACGCUCCCGGACCACUGUUCGUGUUAUCCGAUGGCUCUCCGCUAACACCGGUGGUGGUUAACUGUUGGCUCAGUGCGAUGUUAUCCAACUUGGGAAUACGUGGUACCUACUCCAGUCACAGUUUCAGGAUCGGCGCGGCGACCAAAGCAGCGUCUGCGGGUAUCCCGUAUCACUUAAUUAAGACAUUUGGUCGUUGGUCGAGCAACGCGUAUCUUCGGUACAUUCGGACUCCAUCGCCCGUGCUAACAUCAAUAGCUGCCGUGCUGGCAUAA
Molecule: messenger RNA, 459 nt
Organism: Paramuricea clavata
Lineage: Eukaryota; Metazoa; Cnidaria; Anthozoa; Malacalcyonacea; Plexauridae
Source: the annotation of a GenBank genome assembly